AUGACAGCAAGAACUAGUGCUUUUACUCACGUUUUGUUCAAAAAUAUAAUUAACAAUGAAUUAAUGAUUGCUUCACUUGAAAAAUGUCGUAUUCAAGAUGAUAAUGUUACAUAUACAUGUGGUGAAAAAACUUUUAAUGGUGAAUUGAUUACUGUUGGUCCAAAAAGUUUAUGUAACAAGCUCAUGAAGAAAAUGAAUGGUUAUACAACAGAUUAUUUGUAUUCAUUUCUACCAGAAGAAGAUGAUGAUGAUGGAGAAGAUAAUGAUGGCGACGAAGAUAAUGAAAAUAAUGUUUUAAAAGGUGAUAUUAAUCCAGUCUCGAUACGAUCAUCAUCACCAAAUGUUAUACGUUCAUCAAAUGAUAUUACCAAUAACAAUGAUAGCGUUCGUAUAAUUCAAGAUAAUGGGAAUAGGGGUGACCCUUUAUCUUUACUAUCCUUUAUAAUAAAGGAUAAAGAUAAAUGA
Messenger RNA from Rotaria sp. Silwood2, 465 nucleotides. The record is from the annotation of a GenBank genome assembly. NCBI's taxonomy places the organism in Eukaryota, Metazoa, Rotifera, Eurotatoria, Philodinida, Philodinidae.